CAAAACCCCUCCCAGCAGAUGACACACACAUGCUUUGCCAAUGGAUAUAUGUUAACAAGGUGCAGUUCAUAAAACAACUAAAAAUGAAGCCUAUCAUUGGAAGUUUGUGUUGAAAUGUCAUGAGCAGAUUUGCUUAAUACCAAACCAAUGGGAUUUUAGUCUGUCCAAAUGGAGAUGCAUUAGUGUGUAAAAGCAUGUGAUUAAAAUCUUAUCAGGACACAAGUACAGAUUUCCAUUACUUAUUAGCUAUUUUAGCCUUCUUGCCUCAGUGCGAAGAAAAGAAGCUAAAAAAAAAAUCUUCAGAUAACAAACGUGAAACAUUGCAUAUUUGUCCAUCUUGACCAAGCUAUAUCUUUAAGAUCCCAGUUUUUUGGGCGUGACACAGUUUAUGCAGACUCAAGUUCGCCAAGUUACACGCAGAGUUACGGAAAGUUCAGAAUGUAAAUCAAUUAAGUAGAAGAAAAGGACUGGACGAGAAGCUGCUCUUGACUUUAUUUUAUGGCCAGCUUUUAAGUUUCCUGAAGUUCUGCUGCUAUAAACAAAUCAGGAAUCACCUCUUAUCACGUGAAGUGAUACACAAUGGAAAGAGUUCAGCGUGACCGAAUUUGCAUGAAACACUAGCUUUUGAUUACAAGACAAGCCCCUUUGGACAUUGGAGGCUAUUUCUGGUGAAAUGAGAAGCUGAGACGACGUAGUUGGUGAAGAGGACACAGUUAUAGACCUCUUUCCUUAGACACUAAGACUCUCGUUUUAGACAGAACAUGGUCUGGAGACCUACACCCUGAACGGCGUUAGAUCGGUUGCUUUUUUGACUUCUUUCUCCCUUUUUAAAGAAAUUUUUUGAAAUUAUUGAACCAGGUUGCAGGAAUGGGUCUGUUCGUGUCUCCUUUUGAUAACUUGCUGUGCAUGUUGCUGGGCAUCUCCUUGACCGUGUGGUUCACUCUACUGCUGGUGUUCAUUAUCGUGCCGGCUAUAUUCGGCGUGUCCUUCGGCAUCCGGCGACUCUACAUGAACACCCUGCUCAAGGUAUUUGAGUGGGCCACAACGCGGAUCGAGAGAGGAGCCAAGGAGAAAAACCAUCUUGUGUAUAAACACUAUACGAACGGCAUAAUAGCCAAAGAGCCCACUUCUCUGGAGGAGGAGCUUAAAGAAAUCCGCCGUGUUGGCAGUAGCCGGGACUUGAAUGGCUCCUCCUCCUCCCCCACAGGCUCCUCCCCUUCUUCCUCAGAGUUUUCAGUGUCGGACAUCUUCUAUUUCUGCCGCCGUGGCGUCGAGAGCAUCGUGGAUGACGAAGUGACCAAACGCUUCACAGCCGAGGAGCUUGAGUCCUGGAACUUGCUUACACGCAGCAACUACAACUUCAGACACAUCAGCACACGGCUCACAGCGCUCUGGGGGAUAGGGCUGAUCAUCCGCUACUGCAUCCUGCUGCCUCUCAGGUUGACACUCGCCAUCACAGGUGUGACUCUUUUGGUCGUCCUCACCACCUUCGUCGGAUUUCUGCCCAAUGGGAGGAUGAAGAAUGUUCUCAGUGAAAAAGUGCAUUUGAUGUGUUACCGAGUUUGCGUGAGAGCGCUUACUGCAAUCAUCACUUACCAUCACAGUGAGAAUAAGCCUAAGAACGGAGGAAUCUGUGUUGCCAACCACACGUCACCCAUUGAUGUCCUCAUACUAGCCAGUGACAGCUGUUACGCAAUGGUGGGACAGAUCCAUGGAGGCCUGAUGGGAGUCAUUCAGAGGUCUAUGGUGAAGGCUUGUCCACACAUCUGGUUUGAACGCUCUGAAGUCAAAGACCGCCAUCUUGUGGCCAAAAGGUUGAGCGAUCAUGUUGAGGACAAAAGCAAACUCCCAAUCCUCAUCUUUCCCGAAGGUACCUGCAUCAACAACACGUCCGUGAUGAUGUUUAAGAAGGGAAGCUUUGAAAUCGCUUCAACAAUCUACCCAGUGGCCAUCAAGUAUGACCCUCGCUUCGGGGACGCCUUCUGGAACAGCAGCAAGUUCGGCAUGGUGAAUUAUCUCCUCCACAUGAUGAGCAGCUGGGCCAUCGUCUGCAGCGUGUGGUACCUCCCCCCCAUGAGCCGACAGGAAGACGAGGACGCCGUGCAGUUCGCAAACCGAGUUAAAGCAGCUAUCGCCAGACAGGGUGGCCUGGUGGACCUGCUAUGGGAUGGUGGCUUAAAGCGCAGCAAAGUGAAAGACACCUUUAAAGAAGAGCAACAGAAACUGUACAGCAAGAUUUUGGUGGGAGCUCACGAAGACCGCAGUCGCUCCUGAGGAAUGAAGGAUGACUGAGGUGAAGGGACAGGAAAGAAAUUGAAUCUUAAAAAAAAAAAACCAACCCAACCCAUCAGGAUUGCGUUGUGAGCCACGUCUUACAUGUGUUCUGGGAGAAGGGAUUUGAUUUUCACCAGUCAGUUCCUUCACUUAUUAUGUUUGACUCACCAAACAAAACAUGAUAAUUUAAUAAUGUGGCCACUCUGUAAAGUCUUUAAGCACACUUUCUCUAAGGUAAACGGGUUGCUAUCAUACGCUCAAAAACAAUGGUGUAGCAGCAGGACAUUGUUUUUUUUUUCUUUAUUUUUUAGCUUUGUUAAUCCAUUUUUUAUCACAUUCAAGUCCUAUUUAUAUUAUUAUUAUACUUCGUUUGUUACGGUAAGGUUUUUUUUUUUUUUUACUUUAUCUCUGCUGUGUGAAUAUAUGGGUCCUGUAGAUGUUUUACAGUAAAGAAGACAUCAACUCAAAUAGGCCCUAAUGCAAAUUAGUAAGUACGUUAUAAUAUUGUCACUGCUGAAUUCUCAAUUCUGAUUGGUCAAAAGGCGUUUUUCUACAAAAGCAGCUCUGAUAGUAGUUCCGGCUACAAAGGAAAUCACAGGUGUAAAUUAAUGGGCUUGUUUUAAUACGUCAUCGUUUCUAUAGUGACGACUCGUUCACAGGGACUUGUAUGAUGCACCACUCUACAUAAGAAACAAACAAGAAAGAUUCUUCGUUGUUGUUUAACAGUUGCUACGGUGACAUUUUCAUUUUCUGCAAGAGGAGGUGUUUAUUUAAUUAUUUUAUUAAUGGAAGGAGUCUGUAGUAACAGCAAGUAUGUUUUCCACCAUGGGAAAGUCUUCAGGGCUUUGAGGUUUCACGGUAACAUGACAAGCUGUGUGUUUUGGCUUAUUAAAUACAAGAGAAAGAAAGGGGAUCACAGUUUAUAGCUGAUGUAUUCCAUGUAAGAGCCCUUGGGAUAGAGCCUAAAGAAACAGUGGGUUGAAGACCUUGUUUACUUGUUCGUACAUGCAAAGUGCGUCUGUUCCACAGGUAGAGCAUCAAAAACUGAGUCGCUUUUCAGAAUUGCAAGCAUACAAGUGUUCAGCAUUUUCUGGUUACGCCACACCUCAUAAUGUCAUUCGUAAUGCUUUAAAGGUGCAAUUAUGUUUGGUGCUCACUGUAGGAAUAUUGCCAAUGUACUGCAAGAAUGUAAACAUGUAUGACAAGAUUAUGUUCAGUUCAGAAAUUUCAUAAAACAUCUGAGCAAAAAAAAUGCACAUGCACAUUCGUCCCAGUCCCAGUCCCCCCCCCAAAA
This is a messenger RNA of Ictalurus furcatus (blue catfish), 3568 nucleotides long. RefSeq names its product glycerol-3-phosphate acyltransferase 4-like. The coding region runs from base 868 to 2274 and encodes 468 amino acids. Gene Ontology annotation, biological process: triglyceride biosynthetic process. NCBI's taxonomy places the organism in Eukaryota, Metazoa, Chordata, Actinopteri, Siluriformes, Ictaluridae. The record is from RefSeq and is a predicted model, not a curated record. Gene Ontology annotation, cellular component: endoplasmic reticulum. Gene Ontology annotation, molecular function: glycerol-3-phosphate O-acyltransferase activity. The transcript is spliced from 13 exons.